Trichoderma citrinoviride is the source of this 1068-nucleotide messenger RNA. RefSeq names its product Metallo-dependent hydrolase. Gene Ontology annotation, molecular function: adenosine deaminase activity. The transcript is spliced from 4 exons. Bases 1 to 1068 code for a protein of 355 amino acids. Gene Ontology annotation, biological process: inosine biosynthetic process; adenosine catabolic process. The record is from RefSeq and is a predicted model, not a curated record. Lineage: Eukaryota; Fungi; Ascomycota; Sordariomycetes; Hypocreales; Hypocreaceae.
AUGGACUUUGUAGCCCUGCCAAAAAUCGAGCUCCACGCUCACCUCACAGGCAGCAUCUCCCGCCAAACCCUCCACGAGAUAUGGCUCGCCAAGUCCGCCGCCGGCGAAACAGACCUCCAAGACCCUCUGCUCGUCAUGCCAGAAGGCAAGCAUGAUUUCAAUCUCGAAACCUUCUUCCCCCUCUUCAGCAAAUACAUCUACGCCCUCCUCACAGACGCAACCUCGCUCCGCCACGCAACGGCCUCCGUCCUGCAGUCCUUCCUCCGCGACGGCGUCGUGUACCUCGAGCUCCGGACGACCCCCCGCGCGACGCCCCAUCUCUCCGCGGAGCAAUACGUCUCCGUCAUCGUCGACGCAAUCUCCGCCUUUGAAGCGUCCAACCCUUCGCUGCACACCCGGCUCAUCCUCUCCGUCGACAGACGCGACGACUUGGAAAAGGCCGAGUCCACGCUCUCCAUUGCACUGUCCUCCCUCUCCAACAACAACAACAACAACAACAACCGCACCUCCUCCUCCUCUUUGCCAGAGUCCAUCAUCGUAGGCCUCGACCUCUGCGGCGACCCAACCGCCCGCCCCAACGGCGCCAUAUCCGUCUUCACCCCCGUCUUCACGCGUGCCCGCGCCGCAGGCCUCGGCAUCACCCUCCACUUCGCAGAGACGCCCGCCAGCGCCUCCCCCGCCGAGCUCGCAGCGCUGCUCUCCUGGCGGCCGCACCGCCUCGGCCACGUCAUCUGGGACGACGCCGACUCGAAGCGCGAGAUUGCGCGGAGGAAGGGCGAGCUCUGCUUGGAGCUGUGCUUGAGCUGCAAUGUCCAUGCGGGCAUGGUCCAGGGCGGGUUCGAGGGGCAUCAUUUUGGGGGGUGGAGGGCUGUGGAGGGGGUUAAGGUGACGCUUGGGACGGACGACGUGGGCAUCUUCGGCAGCCCCCUGUCCAACGAAUACCGCCUCGUCGCGCAGCACUUCCGCCUCGACAAGGCCCAGGUCUGUGCCCUCGCCAGGGAGUCCAUAGAUGCCAUCUUUGGCGGCGACAAGGAGAAGGAGAGACUGCGGAGCAUCAUGUGGACUUGA